Molecule: messenger RNA, 1722 nt
Organism: Durusdinium trenchii
Lineage: Eukaryota; Dinophyceae; Suessiales; Symbiodiniaceae
Source: the annotation of a GenBank genome assembly
AUGGGAAACCGAAGUGCCAAGCAUUUGUGUGAAUCCAUCGUUCCAGACCAGGAUCCCUUAACGUCGAUACCGCUGAGUGGGCGGAUUGUGCAUGCUGACAUCACUCGUGACUUUGAUAUCAAGCCAACAGUGCUGGGAACAGGAUACUCUGGCGCCGUGCGCUUGGCGGAGCAUAAACUCACAAAGCAACAGGUUGCAGUGAAGCAAUUUAGCAAACAUGGUCUAAAGCCUCACCGCCUCAAGCUGUUGAAGAGUGAAGUGGAGGUGUAUCUCCGAUUGGACCACCCAAACAUAUGCAGGCUUUUGCAUGCUUACGAGGGCAGCAGGGAUGUGUGGCUUGUGAUGGAGCUAUGUCAGUGCGAGCUCUACACCCGUCUCUGCAGGAGCAAGGUCUAUUGUGAGGAAAAUGCUGCAGAUGUCAUGCGGCAGGUUCUGCAGGCGAUCAACUAUUUGCACCUGCACAACAUUGUUCACAGGGACCUGAAAUUGGAGAAUUGGAUGUAUGGGACCUCAUCCACAGACAAGGACCGCUUGAAGCUGAUAGAUUUUGGCUUCUCGGAAAUCAUGGCAAGUGAUGACACAGUUCUUCAGAUGCCUUGUGGAACCCUGCACUACACCAGUCCAGAAGUGCUGAGCAGAAGCUACAGCAGCAAGAGUGUGGGUGUCAUUUGCUAUAUGUUGCUGGUUGGGCGACCUCCUUUUCGCGGGGCUACAAAUUCCAAGAUCGCACAUGCCAUCAUGAAUGUCGAGUUCCCCAGAGAUGGGCGCUGGCAAUACUUGUCGCUGGAUGCGCAGGACUUCAUUGAACGGCUUUUGAAGAAGGAUGUUGCAGAGAGAAUGAACGCCAGUGAGGCCCUGGAACAUCCUUGGCUGAAAGCUCGGAAAACGACCCCUUCUUUGGACAUUGGAACUGAUGUCUUGAAGAGCUUGAGGACGUUUGCCCAAGGUUCUCAUUUGCGUCGAGCAGCUCUGACCAUUUUGGCCUAUAGUUUGACCUCUGCAGAACUCGAAGGUUUGGAAGAAACUUUUUUGGAUUUUGACAGCUCGGGACGAGGCACCAUCAGUCUUGAGCAGCUGAAAGAGACCAUGCAGUCGCGCUUGCGUGUGUCCUCCGAAGAAGUCGGACGGAUUUUUCACAGUUUCGACUCACAGAGUGAAGAGAUUCAAUAUACCCCCUUUGUGGCAGCUUUGCUGGAGACACGGAUAGGGCAUCACGAGAGCAAGGUUCGAGCUGCCUUCGAAGCCUUCGAUGUGGAGGGGAAAGGCUACAUUACGGCCGAUUCGUUGGUGCAUGGCUUCAAUCGAUUGAGCAAAGGCACGCAGAAGAGUCUCUCCAAAGAGGAAGCGGAGCACUGGAUCCGGGAAGUGGACUUUAAAGGAAAUGGUGUCGUCAAUUACACCUCAUUCUUGGCCGCCCUAAUGGGAAAGAGUUUGCGCGGAUUGCCUUCUACAGAAGAUCUUGCAGACCACCCAACCUUGAGGAUUUUUGAUGACAGCCCGGAUGGUGGUCGCCCUCGGGGCUUUACGGAGUCCUUUGCCUCAACCACGGCGAGUACCAACACGGUGCGGCAGCUCCUGAAUGAUGUUGGAAAAGAUGGACGAGACGUCAGGGACAAAGAUGGACGUGUCAGAUCUAGAUCCUUUACAGGCUCUGUUGAAUGCGCCGAACGAGUGCAGAUCCGAAAUAUGGCCUGCGAAGUAGACGAGCGAUACUUUGCAUGA